Molecule: messenger RNA, 1826 nt
Organism: Rhododendron vialii
Lineage: Eukaryota; Viridiplantae; Streptophyta; Magnoliopsida; Ericales; Ericaceae
Exons: 7
Coding region: 148-1545 (465 amino acids)
Biological process (GO): phospholipid metabolic process
Source: RefSeq, a predicted model, not a curated record
CCCUUCUCCUCCUCUCUCGCGCUACACUCGCGCUGCGCUGCUCUCUCUCUCUCUGCACAAACCAUUAAAACCAUCUUCAUCUCUCUCUGUAUGGAAUUGCUCUCACUCUCUCUAGAACCCUAGACAUCCCGACUAUCAUUAGUCACGAUGGUUGGAGAGUGGAUUGAAAGAGGUGAUCUCUGGAAGGACAAGGUUAGGUCACUGCAGCUUCUUCUAAGAGACCGGUUCAGAGUCGCCGUCGACCGGCACCGACGCCGGCCGAGUUUCUCCGACGGCUAUUUCUCGUCGACAUUGCAACGGUGGCUCCGGCGGUUUCGCAGCUUUCGCACGGACUCAUUGCCUUCUACCACCUCCUCUUUCUGUAGGAGGAGAGUUGGUAAGGACGUGGGUGAAGAGGAGGAAUCUGUCAUCACUCGCAUGCUACAAGCUCUAGCUGUUCCUAUCCUUGGAAAUGUAUGCCAUGUUUUUAUGCAUGGUCUUAAUCGCGUCCAGAUAUAUGGUGCAGAAAAACUACAUCAGGCACUGUUAAAUAGACCGGAUAAUCAACCUCUUGUAACGGUGAGCAAUCAUGUUGCUUCAAUGGAUGACCCGUUGGUCAUUGCUUCGUUGCUUCCACCAAGCGUUCUAUUGGAUGCCCAUAGAUUGAGGUGGACACUUUGUGCAACUGAUAGAUGUUUCCGUAAUCCAGUGACAUCUGCAUUCUUUAGGUCUGUUAAAGUUUUGCCAGUUUCUCGUGGCGAUGGGAUUUAUCAGAAGGGAAUGGACAUGGCUAUCUCAAAAUUGAACAACGGCGGGUGGGUUCAUAUAUUCCCGGAGGGUAGUCGUUCCAGAGAUGGUGGGAGAACGAUGUCGUCUGUCAAGAGAGGCGUUGGGAGGUUGAUCCUGGAUGCAGACAAUAUUCCUCUGGUUGUUCCAUUUGUGCAUAUUGGGAUGCAAGAUCUCAUGCCUAUUGGAGCCAAGAUUCCACGGAUCGGCAAGACAGUAACUGUUCUUAUUGGUGAUCCAAUCUAUUUAGGUGACUUAUUCAUGGAAGGAAACCACAACAAAGCAAGAGGAAACUUGUACGAUGCUGUAUCUUCAAGGAUUGGAAAUAGACUACAGGAACUGAAGGUUCAAGUAGAAAGACUAGCUGUUGAGCAAUCACUACAAUCGCAAAACUACCCCUGGCGUUGCACAGAACGCGCUGCAAGAAUUUUGCAGCAAAUUGAUUGGGAAUCUCUUGGUAUGAACCAUUACGUAAUUCCUGAAGAUGAAAGUUGUGACGCUGAACCAGGGAUGAAUCCUAACCAUCUGAAAGAGUCGGAUUCACCUGAACCUGAUUCACCUGAACGAUACUUCAGAAUGGGCCUGUCCAAUGAAGGUGGAAUAAUGUCGAGGAUCCGAGGCUAUGUGGAUCCAACCGAGCUAAUGGGAUUUGCAGCUAGAGGCUUAUACAUGAAUCGCGGACUAAAGGAAAAUCUAACCAGCAAUCAAGGGAUUCAUCCCGUGACGGCGUGGAAAGAUUGUUGGAGGUUGGUCUAUGACAAACAGUGUAUUUCCUGCUGAAAAUGCCCUUUUGGGGGCUCUGUAAUUCAAAAAUUUUGGUUAACAUCACAGUGGAAUUAUAACUAGAGGCAUCCAAGGCCUGAGGAGUUGCCUUGAGAAGAUAGAUUUUUCUGGUAUAGUUACAAAUUUUGUCUAGGAAGUUUAAGUUAUUUCGAAUAUUAGGUUAUACCGUGUUUGCUAGAGGUUAAAGCCAUUUUAAAUUGGAUAUGGUUUUCUAGUGUACUCGUUUUCCCAGUGGGAAGUUCAUGGUAUGGGAAAAUGGUUGAUUAUUUGUUGUUGCC